ACUGUCCCCUAUGUUUGCUUCAAAGGCUUUAUUCCUUCAUCUAUCUCGGAUUCCUUUCGAGCUCCAGUUUUGAGAACAAGAACAAGCUUUAGCUGAAUCGCGCAGUUGCAGAAGUCUUCGAUUUUCCACCUCUUUGCUCGAGGUAAGAGCUCGUGGUCUGAUAUUCUCGAAAUUUUGGUUCAUCUUUGAAAUUAGGGCUUUUGGAGAACAACGAAUCUUCGUAUUGUAUGACGUUUCGAUCUUCCGUUCGAAUUGGUGUUACGGAGCUAUGUUUGUUCGAUAAUAUCCUGGAGUCGAGAAGGGGAUCUGGAGGAAUAUUUAUUUCCGUCUGUCGGGGUAGAAGCUCGAGGCUCUUGCUGAAGAUUAUUGAUCCAUUUAUGAGAAUUAGGGAAUAAGGUUUUUUGUGUGGUCGAUUGAUAAGAAAUAUGUUAUUUAAGAACGGAGGAAGCCUUUUUUGUGUUCACAAUCGCAGUUUGGUCAUCUGAAAAUGUGGAUUUUGGUAUAAUUUGAAAAGUGGUUGGAUUUCUGAGGGGACUAGCUCCGAGAUUUUUUGUUGUUGAUUGAUCUCAAAUGGACAACGGAGAAGAAAAAUAUCCUUUGUCCGAGCGUUACAGUGGGAACCAUCGGGAAAGUUAUGGUUCUCUACCACGUUCAAAGAUUCCUCACCGGGAUGCUUCUUAUUCAAGGCCAGUCGCCAAUCAGUAUGUAGAUGAUGACGUUGAGGAUGACGAUGAAGAGGAGGAAGGACUGGGUGAUGAAGAGGAUGAAAAUGAUCAGAACAAUGGUUUUGCUCACACAAGUGAAGAAGUAGACGAUGGCGAUGAUGAGGAUGAUUUUGAUAUGGAUGAAGACAACAAGCAGAACAAUACUGUCAAAUUGGAUGAUGUUGAUUUGGAAAGACACCCGAAGAAGCGGCGGCUGAAGAAUUUGGUAUCAAAUUAUGAACUUGCUCCUCGUAUGCCAGCAUCAUCAUCUGCGACUAUGGCACAAAAAUCAUUUGUUGGGGGCAGAAAUUCAUUGACAGAUUGGAAUGAACACGAAACAGUUGUUCUUCUAGAUGCCUGGGGUGAACGGUUUCUUCAGCAUGGGAGGAAAAGUCUCCGAUCUGAGGAAUGGCAAGAGGUUGCUGAGAAGGUGUCUGAGGUUUCUAAGAUUGACAGGACUGACACACAAUGUCGAAACCGCCUUGAUACAUUGAAGAAGAAGUAUAAAAAGGAAAAAUCCAAGUCAACCGAAAUGGGUGGAUCUACGAGCAAAUGGGUUUACUUCAAGAAAAUGGACAUGUUAAUGUCUUCACCCCCUAACCAAGGUGGCCUCUCAUGCGGGUUAGAUUCGGGAGAGUAUGUGUUCAUGAACCCUAGAGCUUAUCUGAACCGUGCAAAUGGGUUCGAUGAGAUGAGAGACAGCCCUGAUAAUUCAGAAUCGGAUGAUUGUGAAGACGAUGAACUGGAUGGGCUUCCCCCUAAGAAAAGAAUGCACGGGAGGAACAGCGAUGAUGGCUCUUCAUUCAGAAUGCUAGCUGACUCCAUUCACAAGUUCAGUGAGAUUUAUGAGAAAAUAGAGAGCAGCAAAAGACAUCAAAUGAUGGAGUUGGAGAAGAUGAGGAUGGAUUUCUUAAGAGAUUUGGAGCUACAGAAAAGGCAGAUUAUGGAGAGCGCUCAGGCAGAGAUCGCGAAACUUGGGCAGGGCGACGACGAGGAAUAUGGUGCCUCUGCCAAAAGUGCCAGUGGUUAAUGUAAUCUUAAUCCAAAACUUGGGCAGGGCGGCGACACGAGGUCGAGGAAUAUGUUAUUCAGCUGUCUGUAUAAAUACAUGGGAGGCCUCUCCCCUAUUAUUCAUAUUAGAUGGAACCGUUCUUACUUUUGACAACAAUAAUAGAAUUACAGGAUUAUUAUUCACUUC
Molecule: messenger RNA, 1902 nt
Organism: Cucurbita maxima (winter squash)
Lineage: Eukaryota; Viridiplantae; Streptophyta; Magnoliopsida; Cucurbitales; Cucurbitaceae
Product: trihelix transcription factor ASIL2-like
Exons: 2
Coding region: 571-1734 (387 amino acids)
Cellular component (GO): nucleus
Molecular function (GO): transcription cis-regulatory region binding
Source: RefSeq, a predicted model, not a curated record